AUGGCUUCUUGGUUUUCUCAACUUUCAAGUACUGUUUCAAAUGUUACUGGUCUCGGCAGUGGUACUGUGGAGAAAGUAGAAACGAUAGCCGAUACAAUUAAGGAUGGACAGGCAUAUACAGCUUUAGAUGAACAUGAUUUAGAAUGGACAUUAGCUUCAGGAUCUUCAACGGAGAAUCAAGUAUUUUACGUAACAACACCCAAAGGUGGUUUUGCAUUUGUGCAGCUUAUUCAUUCAAAUAUAGGUUUGUGGAAUCCAACAAUAUCAUUUACCUGCAAGUUCUACGAUCCAGAGACAAAUACCAGCGUGUUCAAAAAUAUCAACAUGAGUAAUAAAUUCGAAUUGUCAAAAGAUAAAAAAUCUGUGAAAACAGAUUUCUUCAAUAUACAACUCGACACUGCUCAGAGAAUCUAUAAGGUUAACAUCACACAUCCAGAACUUGUUGUAUCCUUGGAUUUCGAGUGUAUAGAUAAGGGAUUCAAAGUAGGUGAAGGUAAAACCUAUCUAGGUGGUGAUAGAUCCUCAGCCGCUGGAUUUGUUUCUCACAAAUUCUGGCCCAGAGCAGCUGCCAAAGGAACGUUCAUUAUCGAUCAAAAAAUUUUUGAGGUCGAAGGUCAGGGCAUGUUCAUUCACGCCAUUCAAGGUAUGCAACCUCAUUUGAUUGCUUCAAAUUGGAACUUUGCCAACUUCCAAUCAACAAAUGGCUGUUCAAUUGGUAUGAUGCAGUUUCAAACAACAAAACAAUAUGGUUCUGUCAAUAUCAAUCAAGGAUCCUUGGUUUUGAAUGACAAACUUGUAUGCGUAUCCAUUGAAAAUCAUGUUGAACUAAGUGAUAAAAAGAAGGAUCCUGAUACAGAAUAUGACAUUCCUCAGUUAGUCGAAUUCACUUGGAAAGGAAAGACGAUUAAAGCAGACGAAAGUGAUACACCCAAAGAUGUGGCUAUUACAAUGAAAGUACACCCUAGCAACCUAAUUGACAAGAUUGAUGUACUUGCUGAAAUUCCAUAUUUCAUUCGAAAACUUGUUCAAUCCUUAAUAGUCAAACCAUAUAUAUAUCAAUGGAUUGAUAAGGCAACUGCCGAAAUAACCAUCGGUGAUGAAAAAACUUGCGUUGAGGGACAUUGCUUUCAGGAGCUUGUCUUUGUUUCCAGCUUUUGA
Mycotypha africana is the source of this 1158-nucleotide messenger RNA. RefSeq names its product oxidative stress survival, Svf1-like protein. Bases 1 to 1158 code for a protein of 385 amino acids. The record is from RefSeq and is a predicted model, not a curated record. Gene Ontology annotation, biological process: response to oxidative stress. Lineage: Eukaryota; Fungi; Mucoromycota; Mucoromycetes; Mucorales; Mycotyphaceae. Gene Ontology annotation, cellular component: cytoplasm. The transcript is spliced from 3 exons.